Messenger RNA from Penicillium soppii, 2049 nucleotides. RefSeq lists its product as uncharacterized. Gene Ontology annotation, biological process: glycerophospholipid catabolic process. The annotation marks the transcript as partial. Lineage: Eukaryota; Fungi; Ascomycota; Eurotiomycetes; Eurotiales; Aspergillaceae. Gene Ontology annotation, molecular function: glycerophosphocholine phosphodiesterase activity; protein binding. The transcript is spliced from 5 exons. The record is from RefSeq and is a predicted model, not a curated record.
AUGCAAGAUGGAGAAGCUCAUCGACGCCUCUCAUUUGCUGAAUCGAUUCUGCUGGAAGACCAUUUUGGUAACAAUCCUCUAAGUGUUGCUCUAUCAUACGGCUUUGAAGAAGUAUCAAGGGGCUUCAUUGAGUUUCUACACCACAAUGGCGGUCAUGACAGUCAUAUUUGGAGAUCAGUGUCAAGAUCCCUCCUUGCUGUUACUGUCAGCGGUACUAACCCAAAUUCGGAAUUCUUGAGAUACCUUUCCGCCGUAAAGUCGGACGUAAACCAUCAAGGGUUCGCCGGGGAGACCGGCCUUUACAUGGCGGCAAGCUAUGGAGAUACGGAAUUAGUGGAAUGCCUCUUGGAUCUGGGCGCUAGCACUGCGGUAGCCGAGAAAGCCAAUGGUUGGACACCUUUAAUUGCUGCUUCGGUGGAGGGGCACAUGGAUGUUGUUGAAAUUCUUCUUCAGGCCGGUGCUAGCGUGGGACAUAAAGAUCAUCGGGGCUGGACUGCACUAGACCACGCCGCUUUCCGGGGUCACAUUAGACUGUCACGGACAUUGAGACAGUCGGUAUCCCCCGGCACUGCUUAUUACACGCCGUCUAAUCUAGAGGCUUCACCUACUGCCUCUCGGAAAAUUCCGAUUGUGACGAGUCAAUGUCUGAUUCUCGUCAAUCUGGGGUCUUUUGAUUCAAAGAAAAGUGUUGAUCCUACUAGCCGCAGUCCUUAUCAUUUUAACGAUGAGUCGAUUGCGGAAUCUGAGGCCGAGUUGUCAAUUCAAAUCUCGCUCAUAGGCAGUCAGGGACCGGCCUAUACUGUUGAGUUGCCUAUAUUAGAGGAUAUGACGAACAAGCCGUGGGCGUUCUAUACAAAUGAUCUUGGCAAUGCCAUAUUAAUGUUCAAAAUCAACCGCAAAAGCGUAACCGCAGACAAACUCGAGCGAUAUGAACACAUUGGCAGCGCUGUUGCACUUGUGGACAAUCUCAAGCAGGCCUUGGGAUCAACCAGAGAGAGUCUCAUUCGAGACUACACAAUACCUAUUCUGUCAAUGGGGUCUCAUGAGAACAUCGGGGCUCUUGCUUUCAGUUUUCUUGUGGUGAAGCCCUUCACACAGCCAAAUUUCUCUCUACCAGCAAGAGAUACGCUCCUGAAAAAUGGCGGACGAACCAAAAUUUCAUUUCUCACGGCCAUGGAUUUAGGUGCAGAUUGGGUAGAGCUCGAUGUUCAAUUGACAAAGGAUCACAUACCUGUUGUAUAUCAUGACUUUCUUGUUAGCGAAACAGGAACAGAUGCAUGGAUGCAUAAUUUAAGUCUUGAACAGUAUAUGCAUAUCAGCAACUCUCAAUCAAAACCGCAAAGACCGUCUGUAAUAGAUGUUUCCCCACGAAAGCCGCGAUCGUAUUCUCUGGAUGCAAGCAAUGAUUACAGACCCAUGCAUCUCACAGAGCAAUUGAAGCAAACUUUCGAGUUCAAACAAAAGGGGUUCAAGGGCAACAUUAGAGGGAAAGUCAUUCAACAGUCAUUUCUGACAUUACAUGAACUCCUUUCUCAAACUUCCGACUCCAUGGCCCUUAACAUAGAAAUUAGUAAGAGAACCUCUGAUAUCCUGCUAUUUCUGUCUUUUUGUAUCCUUCUUAACCGAAUUCCUUUACUAGAGUACCCUAUGCUAUUUGAAGCUGCCGUUGAUUGGAAAUCAGACAUAAUCGCUAUUGAAGUGAAUUUAUUCGUGGACACCAUCCUGUCGAGCAUUCUCUCACAUCCGACAUGCCGCGGUCGUCCCAUCAUGCUCUCCUCCUUCAAUCCGGAGGUUUGCAUACUUUUAUCCCUCAAACAAGAUUUAUUUCCGAUAUUGUUUCUCAAUGAUUCUGGGAAUUAUCACACAGGCGACGUGAGGGCAUCAAGUUUGCAGCAAGCAAUAAAUUUCGCAACAAGUUGGGGGCUUGAUGGAAUUGGCAUGGCUUCGGAACCAUUUGUGUUCGCACCAAUGCUGAUUGGGGUCGCAAAAGGAAGAGGUUUAGUGACAGCCAGCUAUGGUAUUCUGAACGAUGACCCCGAAUGCGCUAAG